UAGGCAGAAGCCCAAGACUUGAUAAACCAGCGCUCCCUCAUCCUGGUCCUUCCCCAGUCAUCGACCCGAUUGGCUCUCACUGGUCUCAGCUCCCACAACGUGUCAAGCGAUCUGCGGGCGCCUCCACUGAGUCUGGAUCUCGGCUGGGCCUGCGGUCGGCUCCUUAUUUACAAUCCAGGUGGCCACAUAAUCAGAAGCGCCUCCCAUAAUCAAGGACCUUAAUUGACAAACAAUUUACGGGCCACAUAGCACACACAGGACCACACAGCAGGGGCCGUCACAGAACACUCGAGUCUUUUUCCUCGUUUUGUAAUCAGCAUUGCAAUUCAAGCAGCUUUUGUCUCGGUUUUGACAAACAUUGGACAUAAUGUGAUAUUUAUGUCUUUGUUUUUUAUUUUUAAACAGUCAUUUUUAUCUUAGUCUUUAUCCAAAGUCAAUAAAAUAACAUUGUGAUUUUUAUUCUUAACCAGCUGGAUAAUGUCUAACAAACCUUGAUCUUUAUUGCAGUGCUCAGUUCUCUGCUUCAUGGACGUGCUGAUGAAGCCUUUCAGUUGAGCUGUGCAGCCGUUCUGGAUGCCAGGAUGAAACCCGCUCUGCUCUGCAUGCUGGGCUUUUUCUUGCUCAGUUCUCUGCUUCAUGGACGUGCUGAUGAAAUAAAGGCAAAUCUGACUGCAGACAAAACAACCAUACCACCAGGGGGCAGUGUGACAUUAACAGAUAUAAGAACCAGACCAACAGAGAAAAUAAAGGCAAUUCUGACUGCAGACAAAACAACCAUACCACCAGGGGGCGGUGUGACAUUAACAGAUAUAAGAACCAGAGCAACAGAGAAAAUACAGGCAAUUCUGACUGCAGACAAAACAACUAUACCACCAGGGGGCAGUGUGACAUUAACAGAUAUAAGAACCAGACCAACAGAGAAAAUACAGGCAAUUCUGACUGCAGACAAAACAACCAUACCACCAGGGGGCGGUGUGACAUUAACAGAUAUAAGAACCAGACCAACAGAGAAAAUAAAGGCAAUUCUGACUGCAGACGAAAUAACCAUACCACCAGGGGGCAGUGUGACAUUAACCUGUUCUCUGGACAAACCUGCUGAUUUAACAUUUGAGUUCUUCAGAGGAUCUUCAUCCACCUAUCAGACCAAAGUUUAUUCUCGAUCAGAUGGAGUUUUCAGCAUCACAGAAGGAGGAAUUUACACCUGCAGAGGAUUUAAACCUGAGACAAACUUUGAGACAUUUAUGAGUGAUGAAGUUAUAAUACAGAACACUGAAAUAAAGGCAACUUUGACUGCAGGCAACAAUAUCAUACCACCAGGGGGCAGUGUGACAUUAACUUGUUCUCUGGACAAACCUGCUGAUUUAACAUUUGAGUUCUUCAGAGGAUCUUCAUCCACCUCUCAGACCAAAGUUUCUCCUCGAUCAGAUGGAGUUUUCAGCAUCACAGAAGGAGGAAUUUACACCUGCAGAGGAUUUAAACCUGAGACAAACUUUGUGACAUUUAAGAGUGAUGAAGUCACCGUUAAUAAGAUAGUUUCCAACAGAGUUUCAGUCACUUCACAACCCAACUGGUCUCAGAUCUACAGCGGAGAGAAAGUCACUCUGAGAUGUGAGAUCCAGAAUGAUGGAGGAACUUGGUGGACGUAUGAAUGGAGACCAACCAAUAAAAACUCUCCAUCAUCCAGUGAAUUCAUGAUCAUCUCAGCUACUGAGUCUCACAGUGGAGAAUACAAAUGUAGAGGAAAAAGUGAAGAAGGGUUUUCUUUGACACCAUGGAGUAAUGUUGUUAAAAUAACUGUAUUGUUUCCCCCUCAGCCUGUCCUCUCUGUGUCUCCAUCAUGGCCGAAUCCUGGAGCCUCAGUGACUCUGAACUGUGAGGGUUUGGAGCUUCAAUCAGCAGGAUGGAGGUUCUUCUGGUAUAAAACUGUUCCUGAUACAACCAGCAGAUCCUACACCUAUGAGCUGCUUCCUGGCAGCACCAAUGGUACUGAGCAGAACUCCUUCAUCAUUAAUGGACCGAAUCUCACAGCAGGAUUUAAGUGCAGAGCAGAAAGAGGAGAACCAAAGUUUUACUCUAAUUACAGUGAAGUAAAGUUUGUCUGGUCUGCAGAUCCUCGUCCAGCAGCUUCUCUCUCAGUGAAUCCUGACAGAGUUCAACACUUCUGGUCUGAAUCUGUGACUCUGAGCUGUGAGGGAAACUCUACUGAGUGGAGAGUGAUGAGGUUUACAGAAAAAGACAGACUGUCAUACUGCUCCCACUGGGGGACAAUGACUGGAUCUACAUGCACUUUUAAACCAUACAGGUUGAAUAGUGGAGUGUUCUGGUGUGAGUCAAAAUCUGGAGAGUUUAGCAACGCUGUCAACAUCACUGAACAGAAUGAUGAUGAUGGUAUUAUCCUGGUGAGCCCUGUUCAUUCUGUGACUGAAGGAGAUCCUGUUACUCUGAGCUGCAGAGAUAUAAAACAAAAUCUUCUCUCCAAUGUGUUUUUCUAUCACAAUGAUAAACUCAUCAAUAAUGACAGCAGAGAGGAGCUGAAGAUCUCUGCAGUGUCAAAAAUAAUAAUAAAUUGCUCUUGGGUGCCCCCUACUGGCCACGGUGGGUCACGCUUCACCGGUAAUAUGAGCUGCCGUGUAACGUGCAUUGAAGAUAAACCAAUGACGCAGAAAGGACUUAGCUUUCAGGGACAAAGAAAAGAAAGAGGAAGAAUAGAAAAAAGCCGAGAUAAAGGGUUGAAUGAUGGUGGAGAGUGGACGGCAGGUGAACCACGACAGACGAAACGCAGUGUGCUCAGUUCUCUGCUUCAUGGACGUGUUGAUGAACACAAUUCAAAUCAAGCAGAAGCCUUUCAGUUGAGCUGUGCAGCCAUUCUGGACACCAGGAUGAAACCCGCUCUGCUCUGCAUGCUGGGCUUUUUCUUGCUCAGUUUUCUGCUUCAUGGACGUGCUGAUGCUCCCAAUAAACCCACUUUGAUUCUGCAACCCAACUGGUCUCAGAUCUACAGCGGAGAGAAAGUCACUCUGAGAUGUGAGAUCCAGGAUGAUGGAGGAACUGAGUGGACAUAUGAAUGGAGACCAACCAAUAAAAACUCUCCAUCAUCCAGUGAAUACAUGAUCAUCUCAGCUACUAAGUCUCACAGUGGAGAAUACAGCUGUAGAGGAAAAAGUGAAGAAGGGUUUUCUUUGACACCAUGGAGUAAUAUUGUUAAAAUAACUGUAUUGUUUCCCCCUCAGCCUGUCCUCUCUGUGUCUCCAUCAUGGCCGAAUCCUGGAGCCUCAGUGACUCUGAGCUGUGAGGGUUUGGAGCUUCAAUCAGCAGGAUGGAGGUUCUUCUGGUAUAAAACUGUUCCUGAUUUGUCCAGGCAAAUCUAUCAACUAUCCUACAGAUCUGAGCUGCUUCCUGGCAGCACCAAUGGUACUGAGCAGAACUCCUUCAUCAUUAAUGGAUCGAGUCUCACAGCAGGAUUUGUGUGCAGAGCAGGAAGAGGAGAACCAAAGUUUUACACUCAUUACAGUGAAAUAAAGUUUAUCUGGUCUGCAGAUCCUCGUCCAGCAGCUUCUCUCUCAGUGAAUCCUGACAGAGUUCAACACUUCAGAUCUGAAUCUGUGACUCUGAGCUGUGAGGGAAACUCUGAUGAGUGGAGAGUGAUGAGGUUUACAGAAAAAGACAGACUGUCAUCCUGCUCCAGCUGGGGGACAAUGAAUGGAUCUACAUGCACUUUUAAACCAUUUCUGUUGAAUAGUGGAGUGUUCUGGUGUGAGUCAAAAUCUGGAGAGUUUAGCAACGUUGUCAACAUCACUGAACAGAAUGAUGAUGAUGAUGGUAUUAUCCUGGUGAGCCCUGUUCAUUCUGUGACUGAAGGAGAUCCUGUUACUCUGAGCUGCAGAGAUAUAAAACAAAAACUUCUCUCCAAUGUGUUUUUCUAUCACAAUGAUAAACUCAUCAAUAAUGACAGCAGAGAGGAGCUGAAGAUCUCUGCAGUGUCCAAGUCAGAUGAAGGUUUCUACAAAUGUCAACAUUCAGGAAAAGAGUCACCAAGCAGCUGGAUGUCUGUUAGAGUAACUGUAUCCAGUCCUGUCGGCUCUUCAUUUCCUGUGAUGUUGAUCGUUGGACCAGUUGUUGGAGUCGUUCUCAUUAUUCUCGUUAUUGUCCUGCUCUUGUUGUGGCGCUGCAGACGACUGAAUCAACCAGAGAGCAUCAAUCCAGCCUCAGGUACAAAUCAUGAAGUGACUCAGAAUGACGAUUCUGUUUACAGCUCUCCACUUCAUGGUGAUUCUUCCCUCUAUGAGACAAUCCACCUCAGCGGAGCCUCUGGAAACGUCACAGCAGAGACGACUCAUCAACCAACAGAAGAGUCUGACUAUGCUAACAUUAACCCAGGAAAGAGCAAUGUGAUGUUUCGUUUUCCAGCAGGGCUGGCCCAAGACAAAGGCAAAAAAGGACUUAGCUUUCAGGGACAAAGAAAAGAAAGAGGAAGAAUAGAAAAAAGCCGAGAUAGAGGAUUGAAUGAUGGUGGAGAGUGGACGGCAGGUGAACCACGACAGACGAAACGCAGUGAACACAAUUCAAACCAAGCAGAAGCCUUUCAGUUGAGCUGUGCAGCCAUUCUGGACACCAGGAUGAAACCCGCUCUGCUCUGCAUGCUGGGCUUUUUCUUGCUCAGUUCUCUGCUUCAUGGACGUGCUGAUGAAGCCUUUCAGUUGAGCUGUGUAGCUGUUCUGGAUGCCAGGAUGAAACCCGCUCUGCUCUGCAUGCUGGGCUUUUUCUUGCUCAGUUCUCUGCUUCAUGGACGUGUUGAUGAAGAUCACAUCAAACAAACAACACAGUCUGUCGACGUCACUGAUUCAGACACCAACAAAUCUCCUGCAGCAGAUAUAAGAACCAGACCAACAGAAAAAAUAAAGGCAAUUCUGACUGCAGACAACACAACCAUACCACCAGGGGGCAGUGUGACAUUAACCUGUUCUGUGGACAAACCUGAUGAUUUAACAUUUGAGUUCUACAAAGGAUCUUCAUCCACCUCUCAGACCAAAGUUUCUCCUCGAUCAGAUGGAGUUUUCAGGAUCACAGAAGGAGGAAUUUACACCUGCAGAGGAUUUAAAACCGAAGGAAACUUUGUGACAUUUAAGAGUGAUAAAGUCACUGUUAAUAAGACAGUUUCCAACACAGUUUCAGUCACUUCACAACCCAACUGGUCUCAGAUCUACAGCGGAGAGAAAGUCACUCUGAGAUGUGAGAUCCAGGAUGAUGGAGGAACUGAGUGGAUGUAUGAAUGGAGAACAACCAAUAAAAACUCUCCAUCAUCCAGUGAAUUCAUGAUCAUCUCAGCUACUGAGUCUCACAGUGGAGAAUACAAAUGUAUGGGUAGAAGAGGCUACGAGUUUACAGGAUGGAGUGAAACCAUCAGACUGACAGUGUCAUCUGAUAAACCCAAAGCCACCCUGAAGGCAGAGACAAGAAUCAUACCAGCAGGGGGCAGUGUUACUCUGACCUGCUCUGUUGAAGGAUCUACUGGCUGGAAGUUCUUCUGGUACAAAUAUGGACAAGAUUAUUCUGCAGUUGGAUCCUCUGGAAACACAGAACCAGAUGGAUCCUUCAGAGUCUCAGAGGGAGGAAAGUACAGCUGCAGAGGAAAAAGAGGAGAUCGAUUUUUUGAAUCAGAAUCCAGUGAAGAGGUCACCAUUCAGAAAACUGUUUCUAAACCGACUGUGGUCCUGAAUCCUGGUUCGUCUCUGAAAGAAGAUAAAGUCAAUCUGGAGUGUCGAAUCCAGGAAGGAUCUUAUUGGACGUAUGAAUGGAGAAAAAACAAUUUGAAUUAUUAUCAAACAUCCAAAAUAAUCAUAGCUGACAUUGGAAAUUACAGCUGCAAAGGAACAAGUGACUAUCUCUUAACGCAGUGGAGUGAUGUCAUCACAUUAACUAUCUCUCCCAAAAAUCCCAGUUUGAUUCUGCAACCCAACUGGUCUCAGAUCUACAGCGGAGAGAAAGUCACUCUGAGAUGUGAGAUCCAGGAUGAUGGAGGAACUGAGUGGACGUAUGAAUGGAGAACAACCAAUAAAAACUCUCCAUCAUCCAGUGAAUUCAUGAUCAUCUCAGCUACUGAGUCUCACAGUGGAGAAUACAAAUGUAUGGGUAGAAGAGGCUACGAGUUUACAGGAUGGAGUGAAACCAUCAGACUGACAGUGUCAUCUGAUAAACCCAAAGCCACCCUGAAGGCAGAGACAAGAAUCAUACCAGCAGGGGGCAGUGUUACUCUGACCUGCUCUAUUGAAGGAUCUACUGGCUGGAAGUUCUUCUGGUACAAAUAUGGACAAGAUUAUUCUGCAGUUGGAUCCUCUGGAAACACAGAACCAGAUGGAGUCAUCAGAGUCUCAGAGGGAGGAAAGUACAGCUGCAGAGGAGGAAGAGGAGAUCGAUUUUUUGAAUCAGAAUCCAGUGAAGAGGUCACCAUUCAGAAAACUGUUUCUAAGCCAACUGUCCUGCGACCAGGCUGGUCUCUGAAAGAAGAUGAAAUAUAUCUGGUGUGUCGAAUCCAGGAAGAAUCUUAUUGGACGUAUGAAUGGAGAAAAAACAAUUUAAAUUAUUAUCAAACAUCCAAGAUCAUCACAGCUGACAGUGGAGAUUACAGCUGCAAAGGAACAAGUUACUAUCUCUUAACACAGUGGAGUGAUGUCAUCACAUUAACUAUCUCGUUUCCCCCUCAGCCUGUCCUCUCUGUGUCUCCAUCAUGGCCGAAUCCUGGAGCCUCAGUGACUCUGAACUGUGAGGGUUUGGAGCUUCAAUCAGCAGGAUGGAGGUUCUUCUGGUAUAAAACUGUUCCUGAUUUGUCCAGGCAAAUCUAUCAACUAUCCUACAGAUCUGAGCUGCUUCCUGGCAGCAUCAAUGGUACUGAGCAGAACUCCUUCAUCAUUAAUGGACCGACUCUCACAGCAGGAUUUGUGUGCAGAGCAGAAAGAGGAGAACCAAAGUUUUACUCUAAUUACAGUGAAGUAAAGUUUGUCUGGUCUGCAGAUCCUCGUCCAGCAGCUUCUCUCUCAGUGAAUCCUGACAGAGUUCAACACUUCAGAUCUGAAUCUGUGUCUCUGAGCUGUGAGGGAAACUCUACUGAGUGGAGAGUGAUGAGGUUUAGAGAAAGAGAUGGACUGUCAUACUGCUCCCACUGGGGGACAAUGACUGGAUCUACAUGCACCAGUGACUCAUACUGGUUGAAUAGUGGAGUGUUCUGGUGUGAGUCAAAAUCUGGAGAGUUUAGCAACGCUGUCAACAUCACUAAACAGACUUAUUAUUAUUAUGGUAUUAUCCUGGUGAGCCCUGUUCAUCCUGUGACUGAAGGAGAUCCUGUUACUCUGAGCUGCAGAGAUAAAAAUCAAAAACUUCUCUCCAAUGUGUUUUUCUAUCACAAUGAUAAACUCAUCAAUAAUGACAGCAGAGAGGAGCUGAAGAUCUCUGCAGUGUCAAAGUCAGAUGAAGGUUUCUACAAAUGUCAACAUUCAGGAAGAGAGUCACCAAGCAGCUGGAUGUCUGUUAGAGUAACUGUAUCCAGUCGUGUCAGCUCUUCACUUCCUGUGAUGUUGAUCGUUGGACCAGUUGUUGGAGUCGUUCUCUUUAUUCUCCUGAUCUUGUUGUGGCGCUGCAGACGGUCCAACGAUCUGUGCUGCAUAUGGUCAAAGGGCUCAGAGGUCAGAGGACAGAGCUCCACCACAAACCAGCCUGAAGGUGAUGUUAAUGUCUAUGAGCUGAUCGGCUCGGCUGCAGCUUCUGGACAUGCAGCAGAUGAAGCCGCAGAGGUUACAUACUCUCUCAUUGAAAUGAAAUCCUUUGGGAAAGACAGGAGACAAGGUGAACCAGAAGAGGGCGCUGUUUACUCUGAGGUGAAAACAGGAGCUGCAGGCUCGACUCAAACCUACGCUGUGAUCGACCGUCAGAAGAAAGCUAAGGGCAAAGAGAACUCGGGUCCUUCAGCAGCGGAGGCAGCAGUUUAUUCUGUAAUCACAUCAGCACCAGCUCUGGAAAACCGUUCUGCCUUGUAGGCUGCAGGCUCUGAGGGUUUAACCUGCAAUUUAUUACAAAACUCACAACAACCGCUUUGAUCAUAAGAAAUCUCCUGGAGAAUCUGUAUCGUUACUCAAAGAAUAAUUUUCUGAGAUCCAAAUCGUCAGACGGGCUUAAACUUUAGUAAAGGCAACAUUUUAUAAAGACUCACAUAUCGUUUUUUAACACAACACAAAUUGUGCAUUGUUUUGUGUUUAUUUUAUUUUUUUUUAGGAGUAUGUUGCAGUUAAAGUUACUAAAUUCGAUUUGGAACAGUUUCAUUUGGUUUCAUAUGAAGCAACUUUGCUUCUUAGUACCUCAAUUUAACUUUUUAUACCAAAAACGUCCAACUGUAUUUUUAUCGUCAAGCACGUUGUAAUUUAAGUAGAUUGAUCAUUUUAAUAUAACACAUAAAAUCAAUAUAAGAUGUUAGACGUAAUUGGGCACAAUAGUGAUUAAAAUGAAUUUUACAUUCUCAGGUAUAUCUCUGGUAUAUAGAUUGUUUUAAUAAUGCUACUUGUAACUGAGCAACAAUUAUUAGCUAUAUAUCUUUGCUCUUUUGUUAUUAUAGUAUUUCAGUUGAAGCUUAAACCUGCUCACUUGCUACUAGAUCGAACUUACAGCUUCACUGCUAGAUGACAAGAAAGUACUGAACUUCCCAUGCAAUCUUUGGUUUGUGUAGAAUAUGCAUCUAUAGGCACCUUGGCAGCUCAAAUUUAAUUGGUUGAGCAGCAGCAGCUGAAUUGAUUCGUUUGCUGUUUAAAAUGAUGAAAUAGAAACAAAUAAAAUAUUUUUAUUUAUUCUUGUUGCUUUAAGUUAUUUCGCAGUAGAGUUAUGCUCCUUCAGAAUAUCUGGGUUGUUUUUUUUUGCAUAGUUUGGAAUUAGACAUAUAUAGCAAGCAUGUUGACUUUUAUUAAAAAAUAUAUAUGUUUAUAAGUUCUAAAUAUGUGUCAGUUUUUAUAUCUUUGAGGACUUCAGCGGUUUAUCUCUGUAGUGCAGGGAUGUCAAACUCCAGUCCUCAAGGGCCGCUGUCCUGCAACUUUUAGAUGUGCCUCUGCUUCACCACCUGAAUAGAAUAAUUAGGUCAUUAAGUCUCUGGAGAACUGAUCUA
Molecule: messenger RNA, 9139 nt
Organism: Gambusia affinis (western mosquitofish)
Lineage: Eukaryota; Metazoa; Chordata; Actinopteri; Cyprinodontiformes; Poeciliidae
Exons: 57
Coding region: 582-8027 (2481 amino acids)
Biological process (GO): cell surface receptor signaling pathway
Molecular function (GO): transmembrane signaling receptor activity
Source: RefSeq, a predicted model, not a curated record